AUGGUGACUAUUGACUUAAAAGGCCUCUGGGAUAAGAAAUAUUGCGUUGAAUGUCUCUUUUCUAAGCUGGCUUUAAUAGCUGUGAAUGAAGUGAAGAAUCACAUAUUUAAUCAAAAUAAUGACACUAAGCCUGUGGAUGUGGAAUAUAGUCGCUUUCUUGUAAUAUCAUUGGGCACUGGGACAUCCAAGAAGGAAGAAAAGUAUGAUUCAGAUAUGGUAGCAAAAUGGGGUUUGUUAGACUGGUUAAGCCAUGGCACUUCCACUCCCAUAGUUGAUUUUUAUACUCAAUCAUCCGGAGAUAUGGUUGAUCUCCAUCUUGCUACUAUCGCUCAAGCAUUUAAUUCAGGACAUAAUUACUUACGGAUACAGGAUGAUACAUUGACUGGUAUAAAUUCUUCUUUUGAUAUUUCCACAAAAGAGAACUUAGAAAAUCUUUGUCAAAUUGGUGAAAGAUUGUUAGAAAAACCAGUAUCUAAGGUCAAUUUAAAGACCAAUGUGUUUGAGCCAAUUGAAAACGGAGAAACAAAUGAAGAGGCUCUCAAAAGGUUUGCUAAAAUACUUUCCCAUGAGAGAAGGGUCAGAGAGCUGAAAUCCCUUCACAGUAACAAAGCUUUAAAAUAG
Molecule: messenger RNA, 621 nt
Organism: Lathyrus oleraceus (garden pea)
Lineage: Eukaryota; Viridiplantae; Streptophyta; Magnoliopsida; Fabales; Fabaceae
Product: patatin-like protein 2
Exons: 4
Coding region: 1-621 (206 amino acids)
Molecular function (GO): glycerophospholipase activity; monoacylglycerol lipase activity
Source: RefSeq, a predicted model, not a curated record